CUCCUGCUAAUUUGUUCAAAAUUUCAUUCUCAAAGAAGAACAUUUAUGAUCCUAUGAAGGUGUUUACUGCUUCAUUUCCAAAACUAGAGAAAUCAAGUAGAGUAAUUUCUAUCAUAUUAUGGAUUUUAGUCUUUGGAGCUAAAUUUCUAGAAUCUUACUUUUUUUUGACGCUUUCUUUAAGAGAUCCUAUCAGAAAUUUGAAUAUAAUGGAGUCAAGAUGCCAUGGAGAUCAUUUCAUUGGGGGUGUUUUAUGCAGGAAUCAAAACAACUUCGUUUUGGGUUUGAUGUUCUUGACUGAUUUGAUAUUAUUCUUUUUGGACACCUACCUUUGGUACAUUAUUUGGAAUUGUAUUAUUUCAUUGUCUUUAUCAUUUUCAAGCGGCAUAUCAAUGCUUUCGCCUUGGAGAAACGUAUUUACUCGAUUACCAUCAAGAAUUCACUCCAAGCUUCUAGCCACGGCUAAGCUGGAAGUAAAAUACGACUCAAUAUUUUUGAUUUCUCAGAUUUGGAAUGCUCUUAUAAUCUCCUUAUACCGUGAGCAUUUACUUUCCCAGGAUCAAGCACAAAAAAUGAUAUACUCCCUUGUUCCUGAUGAAACCAAUGGAGGAAUGGCAUUAAGAGCUCCCACAUUUUUUCUUUAUCAAGAUGACAGUGGUAAAGAAAUCACUGAUUUUUUUGUUCCAAACUCUGAAGCAGAAAGAAGAAUUUCAUUUUUUGCUCAAAGUUUGAGUAGUUCGAUUCCUGAACCAAUUCCAGUUGAAGCAAUGCCACAAUUUACCGUCUUUAUUCCUCAUUAUUCUGAAAAGAUUUUACUUGAAUUGAAAGAAAUCAUAAGGCAAGACCCAAGCUCUAAAAUGUCUUUGUUGGAAUAUUUGAAAGUUAUGUUUCCACAUGAAUGGAGAAAUUUUGUUGCUGAUACAAAAAUUAUGGCCAUGUCACAGACUUUAAAGGAUAGUCAAAAUGAUGGAAGUGAUUCCGGAUACCUCACGCCUAAAACAGAGAAAGAAUUUGUUGACAAUAAAAUCAAUGACUUACCACUUUACUGUAUUGGAUACAAAUCUUCUGCACCGGAGUAUAUAAUGAGAACCAGAAUCUGGGCGUCUCUUAAGACACAGACGUUAUAUCGGACAGUAUCAGGGUUUAUGAACUACACUAAGGCAAUAAAAUUGUUGCACAAAGUUGAGAAUCCUGAAAUGGAAAACUACUUUAAUAGCCCAAGCACUUUUGAGGAUUAUUUGAAUUUGCUUGCUGAUCGGAAAUUUAGAAUGUUAGUUUCUAUGCAAAAACUACAGAGUUUUGAUGAGAAAGAAAUGUCAAAUGUUAAUGCAAUGAUCAACACAUACCCAUCAUUAUUGAUUGCAUCACUCAAAAAAGAAAUUGAUCCAGAAACCGAAGAGACUAAAUAUUUCUCGGUCAUGUACACGAUUGAAGAGAAGGUUGAUAAAGAAGAUCCUAAAAUUAAAGCCAACGAGUUGAAACAGAAAUUUAAAAUCCAGCUUUCAGGAAAUCCUAUCUUGGGCGAUGGAAAGUCUGAUAAUCAAAAUAUGUCUAUCAUAUAUUACAGAGGAGAGUUUAUUCAAGUCAUUGACGCAAAUCAGGACAACUACCUUGAAGAGUGUUUAAAAAUCAGAUCUUUAUUAUCCGAAUUUGAAAAUUUGGACGAUGUUUCGGAGUAUCCAUAUAUUCCUUCCGAACACUAUAAAAAUAAGAGCCCUGUUGCAAUUGUUGGCGCCAGAGAAUAUAUUUUCUCAGAAAACUCCGGUGUUCUAGGUGAUGUUGCUGCUUCAAAAGAACAAACAUUUGGAACUAUGUUUGCCCGAACUUUAUCUGAAAUUGGUGGUAAAUUACAUUAUGGUCAUCCGGACUUUUUGAAUGCUAUUUUCAUGUGUACAAGAGGUGGGAUUUCUAAAGCACAGAAGGGACUACACUUAAACGAAGAUAUCUAUGCUGGUAUGAAUGCUAUUUGUCGUGGUGGUAAAAUCAAGCAUUGUGAUUAUUAUCAAUGUGGCAAAGGCAGAGAUUUAGGGUUUAGUUCAAUCUUGAACUUCACGACAAAAAUUGGAGGAGGAAUGGGUGAACAGCUUCUUUCAAGGGAAUACUAUUACAUUGGAACUCAGAUGUCACUAGACAGGUUUUUGUCAUUUUACUACGCACAUCCUGGUUUCCAUAUCAAUAAUCUUUUCAUUAUGUUUUCAUUGGAAGUUUUCAUGUUGACUGUUAUCAAUUUGGGUGCUCUUAACCAUGAAUUAAUAUCCUGUAUUUACGAUAAGGAUGUUCCGAUUACAGAUUUGCAGAUUCCUAUCGGAUGUCAAAACUUGCAACCUGUUUUAGAUUGGGUCAGCAGAUAUGUCUUGUCUAUUUUCAUCUGCUUUUUCAUUUCUUUUGUUCCUUUAGUGUUGCAUGAGUUAUCAGAAAGAGGUGUUUGGAAAGCUGGCAAUAGAUUAUUCAUGCAUUUUGUAUCUCUAUCACCAAUUUUUGAGGUUUUUGUUUGCCAGAUUUAUACAGAUUCGUUGAAAAAGGAUAUCAUAUUUGGGGGAGCAAGAUAUAUUUCUACAGGAAGGGGCUUUUCCAUAACCAGGGUUUCUUUUACCAAAUUGUAUUCAGCCUACGCUCCCACAUCAAUAUAUGCUGGAUCUAGAUUGUUUUUAUUAUUGCUCUUUGCUACUAUAUCAAUGUGGCAACCAUCGGUUUUAUGGUUUUGGAUUACUCUAUUUUCUUUGACCUUAUCACCAUUUAUUUUCAAUCCUCAUCAAUUCUCCUGGACAGACUUCUUCUUAGACUACAGAGAAUUUAUUAGAUGGCUUAGUCGUGGAAAUUCCAAAUGGCAUUUAAACUCAUGGAUCACAUAUACUAGAUUGACCAGAUCUAGAUUUACCGGAUUCAAGAGGGCUAAACUAAAAAAUGGAGAAAAUGAGAAGAUUUUAGAGCAUAAUCCGAAGGCUCCAUUCAUGAAUGCAUUUAUGGCUGAAGUUUUAGCUCCAUUUAUACAGGCAUUUUUUAUUGUCGUUGCAUACCUAUUCAUGAAUUCACAAUCAGGAGUCGAAAAUCCCGAAGAGGUUAAUUUGUUGAUACGGUUGGUAAUAGUUACUAUUUGUCCGAUAGUGUUGAACACAAUAGUCUUGAUAAUCGUAUUUCCGUUGUCACUAUUUGCUGGACCUAUUUUAUCAUUAUGUUGCACCAAAAUUCCAUCAGUUCUAGCUGCUAUUUCACAUUUAUUUGCCGUUUUCAUUCAUAUUAUUACUUUUGAGAUGAUUUGGGUGUUGGAAGGUUUCAACUUCAGUAGAACUUUAAUAUUAUUCACAUCGUCGAUAUUUUUACAAAGAUGUCUGAUCCAGGCAUGCAAGUUGUUUUUCUUGAGUCGAGAAAUGAAGGAAGAUAGAAGUAACAGAGCGUGGUGGUCAGGAAAAUGGUUUGAAUUGGGCAAGUACGCAUUUACUCAACCGUUAAGGGAGUUUAUCGUCAAGAUUAGUGAGAUGAGUCUUUUCAGUGGAGACUUCUUCAUUGGACACGGAAUAUUGAUAUCACUUACUCCGAUUUUAUUUGUGCCCUACAUCGACCAUUGGCAUUCAUGUAUGAUCAUGUGGAUCAGUCCGAUGAACCGUUUGAGGGGACCCAUCUACACCGUGUCCAAGGAGAAAAAGAGAAAGGUUGAGGCUGGCAAGUAUGCGAUACUCUAUUUUACAAUUAUAUUUUUCUUUGCUGCAAUAUUGAUUGCUCCAAUAGUGGUGUCUAAGCACUUUGAAGACGUUGUCAAUUCAAUGCUACCGGAGGAGUCGUUUGGGUUGAUCCAGCCCAACCACCAGGACAACAAUGACACGGGCAGCCGUGCUCCGCACACGAUCAUGCUAACUAAGCCUGCAGAGAAGGAGUUCACCACAUUCUGGAUUUGAAGGGGCCAGUCUGCGGCAAACAUCAGCCAGACAGCAGCCAGAUAACAGACAGAUAACAGACAGAUAACAGACAGACAGACAGACAGAAGACGAUAGGUAGAUGCGGUAUAGUUAGUUAUUGCAGCAGAAAGAUGUGUAUAGGGCUUAUGUUUAGCGUGUAGCGUUCGGAGGAGCUAAAAAUAGCAGUUUGGAUUUCUUUUUUGCCUGAUUUUUCCGCGUGGCGCAGCAUCAAUGCCCUUGCCAGCGGGCGGGCGGUGAAGGGCAGU
Molecule: messenger RNA, 4156 nt
Organism: Pichia membranifaciens NRRL Y-2026
Lineage: Eukaryota; Fungi; Ascomycota; Pichiomycetes; Pichiales; Pichiaceae
Exons: 1
Coding region: 390-3890 (1166 amino acids)
Biological process (GO): (1->3)-beta-D-glucan biosynthetic process; fungal-type cell wall polysaccharide biosynthetic process
Cellular component (GO): 1,3-beta-D-glucan synthase complex; plasma membrane
Molecular function (GO): 1,3-beta-D-glucan synthase activity
Source: RefSeq, a predicted model, not a curated record